Centropristis striata (black sea bass) is the source of this 3761-nucleotide messenger RNA. It is a transcript of the gene dpydb, whose product is annotated as dihydropyrimidine dehydrogenase b. The transcript is spliced from 25 exons. Gene Ontology annotation, molecular function: iron-sulfur cluster binding; uracil binding; NADP binding. Lineage: Eukaryota; Metazoa; Chordata; Actinopteri; Perciformes; Serranidae. Gene Ontology annotation, biological process: thymine catabolic process; uracil catabolic process. The record is from RefSeq and is a predicted model, not a curated record. Gene Ontology annotation, cellular component: cytosol; cytoplasm. The coding region runs from base 191 to 3253 and encodes 1020 amino acids.
GAAAAGACGACACACGAUGACCGCUCAGCCUGUUGAUUCACUGUGAGAGAGACGAGCAGAUAGUUGCUCUAUUUAUAUAUAUACAGUCUAUGGUGCAGAGACGUCCCGGACAGUGCUUCGGACCUCUAAUACCUCAAAAAUACCUCAAGAAUCUCCUGAAGAUCUUUAGAAAGGCAGCAGCAGAAGCAUCAUGUUGAGUAAAGAUCUUCCAGACAUUGAGAGCAUCUUGGCUCUGAACCCCAGAGUGAAGACUCAUGCUCAGAUUAUGUCCACGGCCAACAAGAAGAAGGAGAAGAAACACUGGAAGAGAAACCCUGAGAAGAGCUGUGAUUCCUGUGUGAAGUUAGAGAACAACUUUGAUGACAUCAAACACACAACGCUGAGCGAGCGCGGAGCACUACGGGAAGCACUGAGGUGUCUAAAAUGUGCGGAUGCUCCCUGUCAGAAGAGCUGCCCUACCAACCUGGACGUGAAGUCAUUUAUUACCAGCAUCUCUAAUAAGAACUACUAUGGGUCGGCCCGGGCCAUCCUCUCUGAUAACCCUCUGGGUCUGACCUGUGGCAUGGUGUGUCCCACAUCAGAGCUCUGUGUUGGUGGCUGCAACCUCUAUGCUUCUGAAGAGGGACCCAUUAAUAUUGGAGGGCUGCAGCAGUUUGCUGUUGAGGUGUUUAGUAAGAUGGGGAUCCCUCAGAUCAGGAACCCUGAGCUCCCACCAGCCAAUGAGAUGCCAGAGUCUUACCACUGGCCGAUCGCUCUGAUUGGUUGUGGCCCGGCGUCAAUCAGCUGUGCUUCCUUCCUGGCCCGCCUCGGAUAUGAUAAUAUCACCGUUUUUGAGAAACAGAAGUACACUGGAGGGCUGAGCACAUCAGAAAUCCCUCAGUUCCGGCUCCCCUAUGAAGUGGUCCAGUUUGAAAUAGACCUGAUGAAGGAUUUGGGAGUCAAGGUGGUGUGUGAGAAGGGUCUGGGUGUUAAUGGGAUGACUCUGACGUCCCUGAGAGACGAAGGAUUCAAGGCUGUCUUCAUUGGGAUUGGUCUCCCUCAGGCCAACAGAGCUCAAAUCUUCCAGGGUUUAACUAUGGAUCAAGGUUUCUUCACUUCCAAAGACUUUCUGCCCAUGGUGGCUUCAGCCAGCAAGACGGGCAUGUGUCAGUGCCGCUCCUCUCUGCCAGAGUUAAGAGGCAUCGUGAUCGUUUUGGGGGCUGGUGAUACGGCUUUCGACUGCGCCACCUCAGCUCUACGCUGCGGAGCCAAGAGAGUCUACGUCUGCUUCAGGAAGGGAUUCACCAACAUCAGGGCUGUUCCUGAGGAGAUGGAGCUGGCUAAGGAGGAGCAGUGUGAGUUCCUGCCCUUCCUGUCGCCCCGUGAGGUCAUCAUGAAGAACGGUCGGGUUGCCGCUUUACAGUUCUGUCGCACCGAGCAGACGGAGAGCGGUGAUUGGCUGGAAGAUGAGGAGCAAAUCGUCAGGCUGAAAGCCGAUUACAUCAUCAGCGCCUUUGGUUCAAUGCUCAACGAGCCACAAGUGACGGAGGCCAUGGCUCCGGUGAAGAUGAACCGCUGGGGGACUCCCGAGGUGAACACUGACACCAUGCAGACCAGCGAGCCCUGGGUGUUCGCCGGAGGAGACAUCGCUGGUUUGGCCAACACCUCGGUGGAAUCAGUGAACGACGGCAAACAGGCUUCAUGGCACAUUCACAGAUACCUGCAGUCCCUGCAUGGACAGACGGUGAGCGCGGUGCCUAAGCUGCCGUUGUUCUACAGCGCUAUCGAUCAGGUGGACAUCAGCGUCGACGUCUGUGGGAUCAAGUUCCCCAACCCGUUCGGCCUGGCCUCGGCUCCUCCCACCACCAGCACCGCCAUGAUCAGGAGAGCCUUCGAACAAGGCUGGGGCUUCGCUCUGACCAAGACCUUCGGCCUGAAUAAGGAUCUGGUGACCAACGUGUCUCCUCGUAUUGUUCGUGGCACCACCUCAGGUCACGUGUUCGGACCGGGUCAGGGCUCCUUCCUCAACAUCGAGCUCAUCAGUGAGAAAACAGCAGCCUACUGGUGUCAGUCAGUGGCCGAGCUGAAGAAGGACUUCCCUCAUAAUGUGGUGAUCUCCAGUAUAAUGUGUAGUUACAACAAGGACGACUGGACGGAGCUCGCCAAGAUGGCAGAGGAAUCAGGAGCAGAUGCUUUGGAGCUGAACCUGUCUUGUCCUCAUGGGAUGGGAGAGAAAGGCAUGGGACUGGCCUGUGGACAGGACCCUGUGUUGGUGCGUAACAUCUGUAUUUGGGUGCGUGCAGCCGUCUCCAUCCCAUUCUUUGCCAAACUGACACCAAAUGUUACUAAUAUUGUCGACAUCGCAAAAGCUGCUCAUGAAGGCGGAGCAGAUGGAGUAACAGCCACCAACACAGUCUCAGGGAUGAUGGGACUGAAAGCAGACGGCUCGCCCUGGCCCAGUGUUGGAAAGGGCAAACGCACCACGUAUGGAGGGGUUUCUGGUAACGCCAUCAGACCCAUCGCUCUCCGAGCGGUGUCAGCCAUCGGCAGAGCCAUCCCUGGUUUCCCUAUUCUGGCCACCGGAGGCAUCGACUCAGCAGACAGCGGACUCCAGUUCCUUCACGCCGGGGCCUCGGUGCUACAGGUGUGCAGUGCUGUACAGAACCAAGACUUCACCGUGAUUGAGGAUUACUGUGUGGGUCUGAAGGCCUUGUUGUACCUGAAGAGCCUGGAGCUGAAGGACUGGGACGGUCAGUCUCCUCCAACAGCCAGACACCAGAAAGGAAAACCAGUUCCCAGAGUGGAAGACCUGGUGGGAAUGAGCCUGCCUAGCUUCGGUCCGUACCUCCAGCAGAAGACAGACGUCCUUGCAGAGUACAAGAAGAAGCUGAGGAACACGACGACGGAUGUGAUGGAAGCUGCUGACAAGAACCGAGGAAACGCUCCCCGAAAACCUGUCCCCGCUGUCAAGGAUGUGAUAGCCAGAGCACUGCGCCACAUCGGAGCAUACCAGGAACUUGACAACAUGGAGCAGGUCGAGGCUGUGAUAGAUGAAGAGAUGUGCAUCAACUGUGGAAAAUGUUACAUGACCUGCAACGACUCUGGAUACCAGGCCAUAACCUUUGACCCGGAGACCCACUUCCCCAUGGUGACGGACAGCUGCACCGGCUGCACCCUGUGCCUCAGCGUCUGUCCCAUCAUAGACUGCAUCAAGAUGGUUACCAGGGCAAAACCCCACAAACCCAACAGGGGCGUGCCCGUCCCCGCCUACUGAGGGGAACCAGAACCUUCCACCUAGAUAUUAUAAAGAUCGGUUUAACGACUAUUUAAUCUGUCACAUGGCACUUGAGACAUUCGUUGUUUCCCAUUAAUGCUCGUCAUUUGGCUGGAUGAUGUGAAGAAGUCAGCAGUGACUGAAACAUGACGUCCUGCGUGUUUAUCUGCUCGAGUUGAGAGUUCAUGAGAAAUGUAGUCUUGAUUUUACUACAUCGAUCAUUAACACCACUGGAAAAAGAGCCAACCAACCUUUUUAAGGUCACGGUUCACAAUGAUGGUGUCAGGAUAUAUCUGUUAAUAAUUGCCUGUGAAUAAUUGUUGUUCCAAUUAUGUUAGUAAUUGUGGAUUCUACUUUAUUGUUAUCCCUCUGUAAGCACUUCAUGUGUAAUUGUGAAUGAAAUGCAUGUUGGAUAUGGUCUGUGAACACAAACUAUAUAUGUGUGUCCUGUUUCUUAUCUGAGACAUUGUGGAUUAAUCAUUGACUUUGCAUAAAGACAGAUCUUUAC